Messenger RNA from Amphimedon queenslandica, 1165 nucleotides. Its product is annotated as voltage-dependent anion-selective channel protein 2-like. The transcript has 10 exons. Lineage: Eukaryota; Metazoa; Porifera; Demospongiae; Haplosclerida; Niphatidae. The record is from RefSeq and is a predicted model, not a curated record. Gene Ontology annotation, cellular component: mitochondrial outer membrane. Gene Ontology annotation, biological process: monoatomic anion transmembrane transport. Bases 116 to 973 code for a protein of 285 amino acids. Gene Ontology annotation, molecular function: voltage-gated monoatomic anion channel activity.
GCUUGUGCACGUGAUCUAGUGCGCAUGCGUAGUAGGUCUCUGAGCCAACGAGAAAGAUAGGAUAAGGUAGUGUCAUCUCCCUUAGGGUCAGUGUUAGGAAAAAAGUUAUAAUAAAAUGGCUGACGUCCCACCAGUUUUUGCAGAUCUAGGAAAGGCUGCCCGUGAUGUUUUUAACAAAGGAUUUGAUUAUCCAAAGAUCAAACUCUCCUUGAAGACCAAGACAGAAUCUGGUGUUGAAUUUGACACUAAUGGCUCACAUGACCUUGAUAAGGGGAGGACAUCUGGCUGCAUGAAGACAAAGCUUAAAUUCCCUGAGCAAGGUGUUACGUUUACGGAGAGCUGGAGCACAGGUGCUGACCUAAACACUGAACUAACCUAUGAACCAAGCAAAGUGGAGGGACUCCAACUUAGCCUGGAAGGAUCCUGGUCACCAAACAAUGGGCAAAGAGCUGUCACAUUUGGUACAGAGUACAAGCGUCAGUAUUUCUCAUUUGAUGGCAACUUUACUCUACAACAAGUGACUGGACCAGCUCUACAGGGAGCAGCUGUAUUCCUUUACAAGGGCUGGUAUGCUGGAUAUCAGGCUGGGUAUGAGAUCAAUUCUGCUAAGAUGACAGCCAACAACAUUUCACUAGGGUACAGGGGGAACGGAUAUACAGUUCACUCUUCUUGCACAAACCUUGCUGACUGCAUGGCUUCAGUUCACCAUAAAAUAAGUGAUAAGACUGAGGUUGGUUUAAUGACAACAUACAACGUCCAAUCCAGCAACCCUGGUCUUGCCGUUGGUACUAAGACUGUCCUUGAUGGCGGAGCUGUUGUUAAGGCUAAAGUGAAUCAGACCGGUCAGAUUGGUCUUGGGUAUUCUGAGAAUCUUCGUGACGGCGUCAAGCUAAGCCUCUCAUCUCUCAUUGAAGCACGCAACAUCUCCACCGGUGGGCACAAAUUAGGAGUCUCUAUAGAGUUUGAGUCCUAAAGUGCCGAGUUUACUAGUAUUAGUGCAAGACUUAUUCUAGAACUUGAACUUUAAAAUAUUUGAUAAUAAUAUUAAUAAUAAUUAUUUAGUUUAUUAUUCUUGCCAUGACUUUAUUUAGGCCCCCGAACUCUGUUGUGUACUAUUUUUGUUGUUGUUUUUUGUUUAUUUAAUAAUAAUUAUUAUUCUAGUGUA